This is a messenger RNA of Piliocolobus tephrosceles (Ugandan red Colobus), 2806 nucleotides long. RefSeq names its product fibrous sheath interacting protein 1 (gene FSIP1). Lineage: Eukaryota; Metazoa; Chordata; Mammalia; Primates; Cercopithecidae. The coding region runs from base 215 to 1960 and encodes 581 amino acids. The record is from RefSeq and is a predicted model, not a curated record. The transcript is spliced from 12 exons.
AUCUGGUUGCCAGAGAAACAGCGGUGCUACAAGCAGGAGGGCUUUGAACUGGCGGCUUCUUCCACCACCAGAGAGGCUGAGGUGGCGGGAGAGAUCCCUCUUCCCUGUGGGGAAGUGGCUGGCGCGGCGAGUGUCGGCGGCGCGCUUCUGCGGCCGUCUACGCUCUGGCUGCCGGGGGCCAGUUCCUCGAGGAGGCCCGGCUGGAAGGAUUUCAAUGGAUAUUAUAAAGGGAAACCUAGAUGGAAUUUCAAAGCCAGCUUCACAUUCAAGAAUACGCCCUGGGAGCAGAAGUUCAAAUGCUUCUUUGGAGGUGCUCUCAAUAGAACCAGGAUCCUUCAAGGUUGAUAAUGCAAGCAACUUGAACUCUGGUAAAGAGGACCACUCCGAAAGCAGUAAUGCAGAGAACAGAAGAACUAGUAAUGAUGAUAAGCGCGAAAGCUGCUCUGAGAAAAUAAAAUUGGCAGAAGAGGGAUCAGAUGAAGAUGUGGAUUUGGUUCAACAUCAGAUACUCACUGAGUGUUCAGAUGAACACAAAUUAAAAGAAUUAGAUUCUCAACUUCAAGAUGCUAUUCAGAAGAUGGAAAAACUUGAUAAAAUAUUGGCAAAGAAACAACGCAGAGAAAAAGAAAUUAAGAAGCAAGGUCUAGAAAUGAGAAUAAAGCUGUGGGAAGAAAUUAAGUCUGCAACAUAUAGUGAAGCUUGGCAAAGUAAAGAGGAGAUGGAAAAUACAAAAAAAUUUUUCUCUCUGACUGCUGCGUCUGAAGAAACUGUUGGUCCUUCUCAUGAGAAUGAAGACACCUUUGCCUCCGUGUUUCAUACUCAGAUCCCUCCAGAAGAAUAUGAAAAGCAGAUGCAGAAACUCAGUAAAGAUUUUACCUGUGAUGUGGAAAGAAAUGAGUCAUUGAUCAAAGCAGGAAAGAAACCUUUCUCAAAUACAGAAAAGAUUGAGCUCAGGGAUAAACACAACCAGGAUUUUAUUAAGAGAAACAUUGAGUUGGCCAAGGAAUCAAGAAACCCAGUGGUUAUGAUUGAGAGAGAGAAGAAAAGGCUGGUUGAGCUUUUGAAGGACUUGGAUGAGAAAGAUUCCGGGCUCUCCAGUUCUGAGGGUGAUCAGUCUGGCUGGGUGGUCCCAGUAAAAGGAUACGCACUGGCAGUCACCCAGCAUCAGCAGCUUGCUGAAAUUGAUAUAAAACUCCAGGAACUCUCUGCAGCCUUCCCAACAAUUUCCAGCUUUUCUCCAAGACUUGAAAAUCAGAAUAAUCAGGAACCUGACUUUGAUGGUGAAAGAAAUAUGGAAGUAAUUCCAGGAGAAAAGGUACUCAGGAACACCAAACAGCAACGGGAUCUGCAUAAUCGGCUGAGAGAGAUUGAUGAAAAGCUGAGAAUGAUGAAGGAAAAUGUGUUACAGAGCACAUCGCGUCUCUCUGAAGAACAGUUAAAGUGUCUUCUGGAUGAAUGCAUAGUUAAACAAAAAUCCAUCAUUAAACUUUCUUCAGAAAGAGAAAAUGAAGACAUUGAGGAUGUAACACCUAUGUUCCCCCAGCUUUCCAGGUCCAUCAUCUCUAAAUUACUAAAUGAAUCAGGAACAAAGGUCCAGAAAACUGAGGCAGAAGAUGCAGAUAUGCUUGAGAGUGCAGAAUGUGAAGCUUCUAAAGGCUACUAUCUCACUAAAGCCUUGACUGGACAUUGCAUGUCAGAAGCUCUUGUCACUGAAGUAGAGGAUAUGAAAUACCUUCAAUUUUCCAAGGAUGAUAUUAUUAGUGACACAAAAGACUAUUUUAUGUCGAAGACUCUUGGCAUUGGGAGACUGAAAAGGCCCUCCUUCUUGGAUGAUCCACUGUAUGGUAUCAGUGUGAGCCUUUCAUCAGAAGACCAACAUCUGAAACUCAAUUCUCCAGAGAAAACAAAAGCAGAUGAGCAGGAGACUAAAGAUGCAGCAGAAGAAUGUAAAGAACCCUAAUCAAGGACUUGCUGGGUGUGCUUUUAAGAAAGUUGGUAAUUAAGUUAAAUUACAUUUUUGAUGGAAUUAUUUGAAUUCAAUGAAUGCAUUGUAGAGACUAUUCUUUACUGAUUUUGACAUUUGGAGUCGCUCUUUGUGGAUUGUAUUUCCUUGAUACUUUUGAGACUUGGGGUGUAAUUGUUCAAGGGUUUUUGCUCAUUAAAAUUUCUGGGACCAUUGUUUAUAAAUUUAUUGCAAUCUUACAGUGUUAGGAUUCAUUAUAAAAACCGACAUUUUAACGUAUACUUGUCAGGGUAAAACUUGUUGAAGUGCUGUGAUUGUCCUGUAUUCAAUUUUGUAUGUUUCACCUCUACUGGGAUUCAGACAGAUCAUGGUGGUCACUGGGAAUUUUUGCUGUGGCCCUGCUUUUCCUUCUUCCCACCUGUGUCAUGUCUGUGAAAUUGGUACAACCUGCCAUAAGAUGAAAUGAAUUGCCUCAACAAAGCAAUGUUAGAAGAGCCUUUACUAUCUUAUUGGUGAUGACACAUUUCUUAAGUAGGAAUUUGACUGAAUUAUUUGAUAUAUUACUUUGUUAAUAAUAGUCAACAAUAGUUUAUUUUCUUUCAGAGUUUGGGCCUUUUAGAUCGCAUCAAAUAAAAAUGAGCUACUUAAAAGAAAGUCUGCAGCACUAUUUUAAGAGAGAUAAUUUAGUUACAAGUCAGUAACUUAGACUCACGAGAAAGUGUUAUGUUGACACUCCAUGAGAUGAGUUGGCAUUAGAAUUGGAAGUCCAGUUUAUUUCUGAAUCAAAAAAAUGAGCAGGCUAUUGUGCUGCCUUUAAUAAAAUGUGGAGUAAUGUAUACAUAA